Messenger RNA from Acanthochromis polyacanthus (spiny chromis), 2459 nucleotides. Its product is annotated as DNA topoisomerase I, mitochondrial. The record is from RefSeq and is a predicted model, not a curated record. The coding region runs from base 1 to 2190 and encodes 729 amino acids. Gene Ontology annotation, biological process: DNA replication; DNA topological change; chromosome segregation. Gene Ontology annotation, cellular component: chromosome; nucleolus. The transcript is spliced from 17 exons. Lineage: Eukaryota; Metazoa; Chordata; Actinopteri; Pomacentridae. Gene Ontology annotation, molecular function: DNA topoisomerase type I (single strand cut, ATP-independent) activity; DNA binding.
AUGGGAAGAGAGAAGGACGCUAAAGGAGACGUGAAAACCAAACACAAACCGAAGAAGCUGAAUGGCUGUGACAGCGCAGGUGCUGGGGAUCAUGUCAAGAAAAGUGAGCCGGUAAAACAAGAGCCACAGGAAGAUGACUUCACAACCAAAAAGAAAGGUUUGAAAAGGAAAAGAAUUAAAGACGAGCCCGUUGAAGGCGCUUCACAGUCUUCUGCUUCACCCAGUUCAAAGAAGAAGAAUAAGGAGCACGACCACGGAGAAGGAAGUGAUGAAGAACGUCAGAAGAAAAAGAGGAAGAAUAAGGAAUACAACCAUGGAGAAGGAAGUGAUGAAGAAAGUCAGAAGAAAAAGCCAAAGAAGAACAAAGAAAAGACGGUAAAGAAAGAGGAAGGAGAGCAUCCGGUCCCAAAAAAAACGAAGAAGACAAAGGAGGAAAUUGAGGAAGUGAGACAGUUGAAGAUCAAACAGAAAGAGGAGGAAGAGAAGAACCGCUGGAGAUGGUGGGAGGAGGAGAAGUAUGAAGAUGGGGUGAAAUGGAAGUUCUUGGAGCACAAUGGGCCCUACUUCCCUCCUGAGUACCAGCCUCUACCCGACACCGUUCACUUCUACUAUAACGGUGAGAAGGUGAAGCUGAGCCCGGCAGCUGAGGAGGGGGCGCUGUUCUUUGCCCAGAUGUUGGACCACGAGUACACCACCAAGAAGGUGUUCCGGGAGAACUUCUUUGAAGACUGGAGGAAGGAAAUGACCGACAAGGAGAGAUCUCUGAUUCAGGAUCUUGACAAGUGUGACUUUGGAGAAAUCCACGCUAUGCAUAAAGCCAAAGUGGAGGAGAGGAAAAACAUGACCAAGGAGGAGAAACAGGUUUUGAAAGACGCCGCCCAGAAGAUCGUGGAUGAAUACGGCUACUGUAUGCUGGACCACCAUAAAGAACGCAUCGGGAACUUUAAGAUUGAGCCUCCAGGUCUGUUCAGAGGUCGAGGCGAGCAUCCCAAACAGGGCAUGCUGAAGAAGAGGAUCCAACCGGAGGACGUCAUCAUCAACUGCAGCAAAGAAUCCCGUAUCCCUGUGCCGCCUGAUGGCCACCGCUGGAAGGAGGUUCGACACGACAACUCUGUGACGUGGCUGGCCAGCUGGACGGAAAACAUCCAGGGCUCCAUAAAGUACAUCAUGCUCAACGCCAACUCCAAGCUCAAGGGAGAGAAGGACUGGGAGAAAUACGAGGUUGCUCGUAAACUCAAGACGUGCGUGGACAACAUCCGGAACCAGUACCUCCUGGAUCUGAAGUCUAAAGAGAUGGUCAAACGCCAGAGAGCUGUGGCCAUGUACUUCAUAGACAAGCUGGCCCUGAGAGCCGGUAAUGAGAAGGAGGAGGGAGAGACGGCAGACACGGUGGGCUGCUGCUCGCUUCGAGUCGAACACAUCACCCUGCACGAGCAACUGGACGGCAACGAGUGUGUGGUGGAGUUUGACUUCCUGGGUAAAGACUCCAUUCGCUACUACAACAAGGUGCCUGUGAUCGGGAAGGUUUUUAAAAAUCUCAGGCUUUUCUUGGAGAACAAGCAACCAGGAGACGAACUCUUUGACCGCCUUAAUACGAGCAUUCUGAACAAACAUCUGAGUUCUCUGAUGCCUGGUCUGACUGCCAAAGUGUUCAGGACGUACAACGCCUCCAUCACCCUGCAGCAGCAGCUCAAGGAGCUCAGCAACAAGUCCGACAACGUGGCAGAGAAGCUUCUGUCCUACAACAGGGCCAACAGAGCAGUUGCUAUUCUCUGUAACCACCAGCGGGCGCCGCCAAAGACCUUUGAGCAGUCCAUGGCUAACCUUCAGGGCAAGAUUGAUGCCAGAAAGGAGCAGCUAUCCCUCGCUAAGACGGAGCUGAAACAGGCCAAGAAGGAGGCCAAGAGCAAAGGCAACUCAGACCCCAAGCUGCAGACGGUGGUGGAACGAAAGAAAGCAGCGGUGAAGCGCUGUGAGGAGCAGCUGCUGAAGAUGGAGGUCCAGGCAACAGACCGAGAGGAGAACAAGCAGAUUGCUCUGGGUACCUCAAAGCUCAACUACCUGGACCCACGUAUCAGCGUGGCCUGGUGUAAGAACAUGGAGGUACCAGUAGAGAAAAUCUACAAUAAAACCCAACGGGAUAAAUUUGCCUGGGCCAUCGACAUGACAGAGGCAGACUUUGAGUUCUAACUUUAAACUUCCAAACCUCCAGUCUGACCAGCCGGGACCGAGAAUUAAGGAAACGUCCACGUCUUAGUAGAUACAGUACUUUAAUAUUGCAUUUCUAGUAAGUUCAUAGACUACUGAUGUACUUCAUGAGAUCGUUUAAACACCGUCCAGCUCUGCCCUCCUGUUCUGUUCUUUUCUGUUUGGUGCUUUUGGCACUUUUGGAGAUUGUUGUUUGUUGCUUUUUUGCACAUUUUGUUUGCAUUAUUUUGAAUAAAGAUUCCUGAAAUGCA